UGCCCCGCCCUGCCCCGCCCUGCCCCGCCGGAGGCUGGGCUGGCGAGCGCGCCCGCCCCGCCGGUAGCCGGUUGUGCCCCGGGCGGCUCGGUGGCAGGAUGAGAGUGAACGAGAGCGAGCUGAACAGCUCCGUCCUCCCGCGGGACCCGCCGGCCGAGGGCGCCCCGCGCCGCCAGCCCUGGGUGACCUCCACUUUGGCCGCCAUCCUCAUCUUCACCAUCGCGGUGGACCUGCUGGGCAACCUCUUGGUCAUCCUCUCCGUCUACCGCAACAAGAAGCUGCGAAACGCGGGAAAUGUGUUUGUUGUAAGCCUGGCAGUUGCCGACUUGAUAGUAGCUAUCUACCCUUAUCCACUGGUCCUCACAUCUGUGUUUCACAACGGAUGGAAACUGGGAUACCUACACUGCCAGAUUAGUGGCUUCUUGAUGGGCCUAAGUGUCAUUGGAUCAAUCUUCAAUAUUACAGGCAUCGCUAUCAAUCGGUACUGCUAUAUCUGCCACAGCCUCAAAUAUGACAAGCUGUACAGCGACAGGAAUUCAUUGUGCUAUAUUGUUCUCAUAUGGCUCCUAACAUUUGUUGCUAUCGUGCCCAACCUGUUUGUGGGAUCGCUCCAGUAUGACCCCAGGAUUUACUCGUGUACGUUUGCACAGUCUGUGAGCUCAGCAUACACUAUAGCAGUUGUGUUUUUCCACUUCCUGCUUCCCAUAGCCGUAGUUACUUUCUGUUACUUGCGAAUAUGGAUCCUCGUUAUCCAGGUAAGGCGAAGGGUUAAACCGGAUAACAACCCUCGGCUGAAACCACACGACUUCAGAAACUUUGUAACCAUGUUUGUGGUAUUUGUACUGUUUGCAGUCUGCUGGGCUCCUUUGAACUUUAUAGGCAUUGCAGUGGCUGUCAACCCAAAAACUGUAAUCCCUAGGAUUCCAGAGUGGUUGUUUGUGUCCAGCUAUUACAUGGCAUAUUUCAACAGCUGCCUUAAUGCUAUAGUAUAUGGACUCCUGAACCAGAACUUCAGAAGAGAAUACAAGAGAAUUAUUGUCAAUUUUUGUACAGCAAAAGUUUUUUUCCAGGAUAGUUCUAAUGAUGCAGGAGACAGAAUGAGAAGCAAACCUUCUCCACUGAUUACAAACAACAAUCAAGUGAAGGUGGACUCUGUUUGAAAAAGGGAAUUUUACUAUUAUCACUCAACAGCGUUCAACAAAAUUGUCCAUUUUAUUAGACCACCUGUUAAAUAUUGUGAAAUAUACCUUCUACACUGAAAGCACUUUGAUCAAAUUCCUCUCAUGGUGUUUGGAAGCUUGUUACAGAGCCUUGACAUACAGAGCCUCUUAUGCAAUGGCAUAUCCCCUGUAUAAUGACAUAGUGAUAUCCUUGAGGAAAUAAAAAGUUAUGAACGGCUUCCUUUUUUUUUUCUUAGAUGGAGAUAAGCACCUAGAAAGAGAUUGAAUCAGCAGUAUCCAUAUUGCCUGGUUCAGUAAAACAAGUAAUAAAACUAUUCCUGCCACUUUCCACAUGCUUUUUCUGUCCAU
Lonchura striata (white-rumped munia) is the source of this 1529-nucleotide messenger RNA. It is a transcript of the gene MTNR1A, whose product is annotated as melatonin receptor 1A. Gene Ontology annotation, biological process: G protein-coupled receptor signaling pathway. Gene Ontology annotation, molecular function: melatonin receptor activity. The record is from RefSeq and is a predicted model, not a curated record. Gene Ontology annotation, cellular component: plasma membrane. NCBI's taxonomy places the organism in Eukaryota, Metazoa, Chordata, Aves, Passeriformes, Estrildidae.